This is a messenger RNA of Metarhizium acridum CQMa 102, 1200 nucleotides long. NCBI's taxonomy places the organism in Eukaryota, Fungi, Ascomycota, Sordariomycetes, Hypocreales, Clavicipitaceae. The record is from RefSeq and is a predicted model, not a curated record.
AUGGUGGGCAAACUCUCAUUGCGCAAAUCAAGCCUUUGCGGGCUCCUCUAUGUCACGCUGACGCUCGUGACCAACGCCGAAGCUGAGGAUGCACUGGCAAAGUUUGGCGAUGUCGUCCCCGUUCUUGGGCAGAUGGCACGAACUGACCAAGACUUUGUCGACGGGCUGGCUCUGGAUCUGUUCUCGCCGAGCAACCGCACCCUGGUUGUGACAAAUAAUUCCUCCCCCCUGCCCGGGAACUUUGUCAGUGGUACCACCGGCGAGGGCUUUGUCAAUUUGUCAAAAUACAGCUGGGUCAUCAAGUUUAACGAGACUGCAAACGACCUCAUUGCCAAGAUUGAGCUGCCCUACGACCCGGUGGCGCUCGCGAGCCAAGGCGUCCAAGUGGCCAACACAUAUGUCGGAAAGCUUGCCAAGGACAAGAAGUCCUGGGUUAUAUCAGAAACACAGAGGAAUGUACACAUGACGGAGAACAAAACCCGCAUUAUCAAGAUGACUUCGCUAGACGGGGAGUACAUGCUUCUCGGCCGAAAGUCUGCAGACACUGCAAACAUGUUCGUGCAGUACGGCCAAGGCGCCACCAGGACGGUGAAUAUCACCGGGGGUGCUGAAGGGGUUCAAGAAGCCGAGUUUGUCGACGGGCUGCGGUUCAGGGUUCAAUCGGCGAAGCCCUUUGCCCUCAAUGUCGACAUACCAUUUGGCGUGAAUGACAAGGCCAUACCAGAUCACGCCAUACCGCUAAUCAACAGGGAGAUGUUUGAGGAAAAGACCCGUGGGCAUGAGGAGGAGCACCUCAACCUGCUCGUCGCAAGGAGAGAAUUGAAUGCUCCAGCAACAGCCUGCUUCGAGCCUGUCAAGAAGCAGGAAUACAUCAAAGCAAAGCGCCUAGUCGAGGUGAGAGGCUUGACCGCCGUGGACGGACAGUAUGUCAUUCUCGUGUCUAAGAAGAGGUACCCUAAAAUCACUUGUGGCCAGGAGGGCGAUGCGCAGACGUGUCCGGCUAGGAAUAGUACAUCGGCUUGUGCUGGUGAAGCUAGUCAGGCGAGAGAUUCUGACUUAAAUGGUGCCCAGGCCACUUCACGGCCAGCAAUAGUGACAUCUGUUGCGUCGCUUAGCACAGCAUUAGCCAUGAACUUGGUAGUGUCGUGCGUAUUCUCUAUGGGGAUUCCGUUGGUAGUAUUUCUGUUGCAAUGGCUCUAG